AUACUGUUCUGAAUUAAUCUUAUGUAUGUUAAUGUGGUGUUUUAAGGACUUUGUGUCAUUUUCAUGUGAAAUAUUGCUAGUGCAUUUUAUUCAUUUAAUGACAUUUAUUUAUAAGUAGACUUUAUUUGGACACAGAUGAAUUCCUAAGUGCAAGCGUGAUAUCUUCAAAGAUUGAACCUGUAAGAAUGACCUAGAUAUGUAGUACAGUUAUAUGUACUAGUAUAUGGAGAGCAUGUGAUAAAAGUUGUGAAUACUAGGUUGAACCUUACCCAAUGGUGCAUUACCGUGAUUUUAUUCUGUCACAUGAAAAUCAUUAAGAAACCAUUUAGUGUAUUAUAAUUACAACAUUCACAAGUGAAGUAUUAUCUUUAUCAUUCGUCAGUCACAAGUUUUAAUCUACCCACAAGUUGUUAUCUACCGACAAGAUAUAAUCAGACUGUAAAAGGUUUUUUUAUCUAUAGACAUAAAUUUACAUAGCAUAGAUAAUGAUGAAGUUAAACUAUUACUUAUUAUAUAACCCUACAAACUCACAUGACUAAAGUCAAUCAGUAUAUUUUAAACUAAAAUUAUAUUUUAAUGAGGAUAUUAUGCUUUUUAUGGUGCUAAUAAAAAAUUAACAGAGAUACUUUGUCAUAUGACAUAGAGGUGUUAUUAUAGUCUCUUGUCAUCUACAGUCAAGUGUUGUGGCACAGUUGGGAGUUAUUUGACUGAAAAACUGUGUCUAGAAUAUUAUAUCAUUAAAAAAUUUGUUGUCGAAAUUUGAAUUAAAAAAUUAGACAAAAUGUCCUCUCAAAGACUUAUCACCAAACAAUCAUUGCCAUUGGUGCAGAAGUUUGCAUACAGUGUUGGUCAUGUGUUGAAUGAUUUGACGGCAUCUAUGUGGUUCACCUACAUGAUCAUUUACUUCCAUCAAGUGAAGAAGUUUAACAAUGCAUUAGCCGGAGAUUUAGUUCUGAUUGGACAGAUAAGUGAUGCUGUGUUCACACCAUUUAUUGGAUAUGAAUCAGAUCGGGUCAAAGGAUGCUGUAAUAUGGGUAAAAGGAAAACCUGGCAUUUUAUUGGUACAAUAUGUGUGAUGUGCAGUUUUCCGUUUUUAUUUCUCGGCUGUAUUACGUGUGAUAACGCUCCCGACUGGUCGCAGUUCAUCUAUUAUGCUCCAUUUGUUGUCAUAUUCCAGUUUGGCUGGGCCUCUACACAAAUUAACCAUCUUUCACUUAUACCAGAUCUCACAGAUUGUGCCAACGAGAGAGUAGGUUUAAACGGUUACAGGUAUGCAUUUACUGUUUUGUCUAACAUGAUGGUGUAUGGUAUUGCAUGGUUACUGUUUGAUGUACAUCAAACUUCUGAUGCCUCGGAGCAGCUAGGCCCUGCUGAUUCUUCCAGAUUUCAGAUGCUGGUUCUUAUAGUUGUUAGUAUUGGUAUAUUGUUUAGUAUAAUAUUUCACAUUGGUGUGAGGGAGAGGGCAAUAGAGAACAACCCGGAGUCUCUCAAUGACUCAGCUUCCAUGCUUACUAUAGAAAAAUCUACCAUGAAACAAGUUGUCAUGUCCUGGAAAUGCUGGUUAAAAGAACAUCAGUUUUAUCAAGUAGCUGUUAUAUACAUGUCAACACGUCUUGUUGUGAACAUAUCUCAGGUGUAUCUACCCAUGUAUUUAACUGAAACUUUAAAACUUGAUAAGGAUUCUAUAGCAAUUAUACCAUUAAUAGUGUAUGUGAGUGGUUUUGUCACAUCUUUGCUCAUGAAAUAUGUGAAUGCUGCUGUAGGCAGGAAGGUGACCUAUUUAAUAGGAAUCGGGUUUCAAAUAGGUGCCUGUGCAGCAUUCUAUUUCCUUCCUACCGGGAGUAAACUUGUGUAUGGAGCAGCAAUACUCAGUGGUGUAGGGGGAUCUACAAUGUUAGUUACCUCCCUUGCCAUGACUGCAGAUCUGAUUGGUGAAAAUACCGAGAGUGGAGCAUUUGUGUAUGGAGCUAUGAGUUUUACAGACAAACUGUCUAAUGGUGCAGCUAUAGCCCUGAUACAACAGCUUCAUCCAUGUGGAGCUGGUUGUUGUCCAUUAUGUAUUUCAUACUAUCGACAUAUAUUGACAUUUGUACCAGGCGGAAUGAGUGUAAUAGCUGGUAUUGCACUUGUCACGUUACUUCCUCAGGUGUUAGGUACACGUAGGAAAAAAGCAGUUGCAUUACUUAAACAAGUUACUGAAAAUGGAACAAGAAGGGAGAUAACUCAAGAUGAUUCGUAUGAUUCAGAUGAACAAGAACCAUUACUCCGAGAUUGUAUUGAGAACUCGGUAAAAGCACCAAGUUUCAGUGGUGUUCCUGAAGGGAAAGACAUUAUAACUGAUGCAACUUGAUUCGGCAUUAAUACCAGGGACACAGUUUAAUGAGUGAAUGAUAUGAGCCGCGUCAUGAGAAAACCAACAUAAUGGGUUUGCGACCAGCAUGGAUCCAGACCAGCCUGCGCAUCUGCGCAGUCUGAUCAGGAUCCAUGCUGUUCGCUUACAAACCCUAUAACAAGUAGAGAAACUGAUAGCGAACAGCAUGGAUCCUGAUCAGACUGCGUGGAUGCGCAGGCUGGUCUGGAUCCAUGCUGGUUGCAAACCCAUUAUUAUGGUUUUGUCAUGACGCGGCUCAUAUUAUUAUAUCAGCCAAAUGACAAGUUGAGAGGAACCUAAAAGAAUGAAAAUACUAGGCAAUUUCUACAAUUUAAGUCUAUGAACUCUAGUCUUGUCAGAAUGUAUAGGUUACUAUACAAGAUUGACCCGAAAAAGAAGUGAUCGUGACAUAUAUUUUACUCCUUGUUAAUGUACAUAUAGUAUAUAAUAACAGGGGUACUGUAAUAACAGUUUAUGUGAGUUUUACACAGGUAUUGAAAUACUUUUGUGCCAAGCUUGUAAGUGGAAAAUUAAGUUUUACAAUAGUCAAUUCAUUUUAAUCAUAAUCAUUUCCCAAAAAAAUUACUAUUUGAAAUGUUGUUAUUAUUUAAACAUGUGUUCAUGUAAAAUAGUAUUUGUUUUUGAUGACAGAUAUAUUUUUAUAUUUUACAAACUACUGUGUUACAUUAUUGUUUAGUCAUAUAUGAUGAUCUUAUUUGAUAUAGGGGAAAUCAAUGUGAUAUUUGUAGUUUGUUAUAGUAAAACUUUUUAAAAGUUUUGUAUUUGUUUAGGGUCAGAAAUUUAGUCUUAGACAUUAAAUCUUUUGUUAUGUAUAAAGUAUAUCAGGUAAAGUACUGAUUUAUUUAGAUAUAAAAUGAAAAACUGAUAUCCAGUUAUUGAAUUGUACAUGUACAUCGUGUACAUGUAUACAAUGCUUUAUUUUCAGUCUCAUUAAAAUAAGCUUUUUGUUUUCACUCUGAAACUAUGGUCUAUCUACCAAUAACAUAGUGGAGUGUCAGUUAGGAGAUAAUUUUAAUGAGAUACAGUUUAUUUUUUGCUGACCUAUUAAAGGAAAUUGUUUUAAAGGAACUCCACUGAGGUCCAAAAGCCUAAAAACAUAAAAUUAAAAUU
Molecule: messenger RNA, 3502 nt
Organism: Ruditapes philippinarum (Manila clam)
Lineage: Eukaryota; Metazoa; Mollusca; Bivalvia; Venerida; Veneridae
Product: major facilitator superfamily domain-containing protein 12-like
Exons: 12
Coding region: 782-2350 (522 amino acids)
Biological process (GO): carbohydrate transport
Cellular component (GO): membrane
Molecular function (GO): symporter activity
Source: RefSeq, a predicted model, not a curated record